This is a messenger RNA of Tupaia belangeri chinensis (Chinese tree shrew), 618 nucleotides long. Its product is annotated as breakpoint cluster region protein-like. The record is from RefSeq and is a predicted model, not a curated record. Bases 204 to 476 code for a protein of 90 amino acids. The transcript has a single exon. Gene Ontology annotation, cellular component: membrane. Gene Ontology annotation, molecular function: protein serine/threonine kinase activity; GTPase activator activity. Gene Ontology annotation, biological process: positive regulation of GTPase activity; signal transduction; protein phosphorylation. NCBI's taxonomy places the organism in Eukaryota, Metazoa, Chordata, Mammalia, Scandentia, Tupaiidae.
CGUCAGGGAGGCGAAACCCAGAAGAAAAAAGGCACGAGGGCGGAAGGGGAAAAACUUUAUUUUUUCUCUUUUUCUCCUCCGUGGCUGAAGUGAGGGGCAGGCGAUUGCGCCAGCACGGGCUUCCCGGAGAGAGCCGGCGCGACCUCAGCCGGCGGCGGCGGCGUGCGGGAGCUGGGCCGGGGAGGCCCGACGGGGCGCCCAGCAUGUGGGACCCGCAGGAGUUUGAGCGCCACUGGCAGGCCGAGUUCCCUGGGGAGGAGGCGCCGGUCAUGAGGUUGGACUCGGUCCUGGACAUGGAGCGGGAGCUGGAGCGCUGCAAACUCAACCUGAAACGGCUGCAACAGGUGUUGGCGGAGGAGAAGUUCAAAGUCUCAUACCUGCAGGCGGCCCUCGCCGGGGAGAAGCCAGACCUCGGCCGCGGGCGCCCGGCGUACGGAGACGGGGGCAGCGCGGGAGGGCGAAGUCGGAGCCCGUAGGGCCAGAGCAGGCGCCACCAUCGCGCGUGGAGGAGGGUACCGCGGGCGACAGAGACCCCUCGGGACCCGUGCCCCGGGACCCAGAGGUGGUGGCCGAGGCCGAGGCUCCCCCGAGUGUGCCUAGACUUUCCAGUCUGGCCUG